AUGGAUGAGAAGGAGAAUUGGAGAAUUCGUAUUCCACCUAGUGGGGAUGUUAGCGAAGACAGUGACUGCAGCAGUAGCGAAGAUGAAUAUGUACCACCGAAAAAGAUUAGAGACUAUGCCUAUAGUCAGAAAGGAGGAGAAAGUGAUCAGGAAGCAAGAGGGUCAGGCGAGAUGUCAGUUUCUUCCGUGGUUGAAGUCGAGGUGUGUAUUGGAAUCAAUAUCCCACGUAGGAAGCCCGUAUGGAGGAUUGUACAGGAAAGUGACCCAGAAUCAGCACGAGAGCUGCCUGCAUGGAAAGGCCGUGAGUAUGAAUCGGAAACAGUGCGAGCACCAAUUGAAUAUUUCAAAUAUUUUUUUGACUCGGAUGUAAUGCACCAAAUAGUUGCGGAAACCAAUAUCUAUGCGAGCCAAAGCGAUCCCUCCAAACAACUAAACCUUACAAUUCCAGAAAUGGAGAAGUUUCUUGGUUGUGUCGUUUACAUGUCUAUUUUUCGUCUACCGAGAACACGUAUGUUUUGGGCUGUGGAAACAAAGGUUAACUGCGUUGCCGAUGUAAUGACCCGUGAUCGAUGGGAAAGAAUAAAAAAGAUGCUCCAUUUCAAUAACAACGAUUUACUUCAUGGCGAUUCUGAUGUUCAACAAGAUCGAUUGUUUAAAAUCAGACCCCCGUUAGAAAUGCUUAAAGCAAAAUUCAAACCACUGCAUCAAGAGCAAGUUUUAUGUAUCGACGAGCAGAUGGUUCCGUUUCCUGGGAGGUCAGGGCUGAAACAAUAUCUUCCCAAAAAGCCCCACAAAUGGGGGUAUAAAAUUUUUAUGUUGUGUGGAACAGAUGGUUUGGUACACAACUUUGAAAUAUAUACAGGAAAGAUACAUCCUGUUUCUGGUUACCCUGAUCUCGGAGCUAGUGCUAACAUAGUCAUCAAACUGACCGAUAAUGUGGAGAAUGAUGUAAAUCACGUACUCUGUUUUGACAAUUGGUUUACGUCCAUACCUUUGAUGUCCGUUCUCGCCAAAAGGAAGAUCUAUUGUAUAGGGACGGCGAGACAAAAUCGGUUAUUGGGAUGCGAGCUGGAAUCUGACAAAGAUUUGAAAAAUAGAGGCCGGGAUGUUAUCAGGAAAAGACGUCAUGUGUUGACUCUGUUGAGGACACUGAAAUAA
Messenger RNA from Styela clava, 1158 nucleotides. NCBI's taxonomy places the organism in Eukaryota, Metazoa, Chordata, Ascidiacea, Stolidobranchia, Styelidae. The record is from RefSeq and is a predicted model, not a curated record.